GAGAUAUCGAAGAGCCACAGCGCCAACCUUCAUUGCCGAGGCACGAAGGAUCGAGGGUGUGAUACCGUACAGUACUAGUGGGACCCGAGUGCAAGAGCAAGAGCGAGAGUGCAAAUGGACUACUAAUAGCGGUACUACUGCAGAGCAAAGAGCGGAAAUGGAGACGGUUCCUGACAAUGAGCCGUUUGGGAGUGAAACCGGUACUGGCAGUGAAGAAAACAGUAAAGAAUUCGAUGAGCAGAAACCCAACGGUACACCAACUAAAAGCCCGAGCAAGCGGUUGAACGAACUAUUCCUCCGUGAGGACUGGAGGUCCCCCACCAAGGCUAGACCUCUCGUUCUGGAAGCAUGCCACAUACUCAAGGAAUGGCCUCAUUUAGCCAGAAAAGAAUUCGAUAUGCGGCGUCAUGAGGAUCUUUUGAUUUUCGAAGAAUACCCAAUUACAGUUUUCUUGGGUGCUGGGUGGUUGGACUGGGAAACUUUUGACACCAUCCACAAGCUCUAUCCAGAAUGCUUGGAGCAGUGGUGUGGUAUUGACGGAGACGAAGGAUAUCCACCAUGGUACCCUGCCUUCACAUCUGAGGGGGCUGGAUUGUCGAAGGAAAUCAUGACCUUCCUCUUCACAGGAUUGCGCCCAGCUGCGCGGAUUUCAACAUUUGCAAUCGGUGUUAAUUUUCCCUGUGCAGUGUACAUCCAACAUGUCUUGUCAAAGGAACGAAGCAGCUCAGAGAUCCAAACCACGUUGGAAAUAUUUGACAUGCUUUGGGCAUGUCGAACAAGAUGGAAUACCCUUUUGAAUGCAGCUGUGGAAGCAAACUCAGAAAUGUUUAUUAGAUUCAUUUUGUCCCAGCUGCCAGAUGAAGAACUGUCCUUUCGAUUUGAUCCAAGACAAUAUGACAUGAGGGCCGCUCAAGGAUUGGACAAGGUACUUCCACGGCUGAAGGCUUUGGAUGUCCCUUUUGGAAGUAUUGCGGAAGCCAGUGUGUUUGUACUCCGGGCCUUACAAAGCACCAAUAUUUCAGCAUUGACACUUAGGCAAGAUGAUGAUGACAUGCUUGAGGAGGCCAGUGUCAUAGAGCCGGCAGCAGCUGCACUGGAGUCUUUGGUGUCAACCACUCAAUCGCUCAAAUCCCUUGAGUUUUCUGUGGGGAUGUUCGAUGGAUGCAUUUCACUGAAAUACCUAGAUGCAGUCAUCAGUGGCAUGAAGAGCAACCAGCACAAGUGCAUCAAACAGCUGUCCCUCCGUGGCCUUGAAGAAAUUUCCAUUGAGAACUUAGAAGGUCUGUUCCUGACAGGUGCAUCCAAAAUAGACCUGGGCAACAAAAGUGUAAUUUGGUCCUGCAUGGUUCACGAUAGCGACCAAAGAUGGGCUUCUGGCAGUCCCGAGCACUCAAAACAGGAUCUCUGGGAUAAUAUGUGUCAGCUGGAAACACUUACAGUUGAGGGAGUAGGAUUUCGUGGGUCCUCCUUCUACUCCUUCAUGAUGAUGAUUGGCAACAUUCCUUCCCUAACAGAGCUGCAUGUGACACAAGGGUUUCUGUGCCAAGAGAGCUGUAAAAGGAAAGUAACAGAGGCCAUGGUGUCUCUUUUGGAGAAAGGAAAACUUAGAAAGUUGAAAUUCCAGCUCCAUAUUGACAUUCCUCUUUUUUGCAGGCAUCUUGAAGAAAAUACCAGUCUUGUGGACCUUUGCCUUUCAUGUAAGGACCAAGACAUGCAUGGCGGAAAUAUGGAGAUUCUUGGCUGUGUUUUGAGGGAUCACAAUGUUACACUGGAGUCCCUGGCAAUGACCAUUAAAGCUUUUGAAUAUGUGUCUCAUAGCAACAUGAUCAACUACUUUCUGGCGUUGAAUCGGUUGGGUCGCCAGAAGAUGCGGUGUGAAGAAAUGCUUCCUGAUUCCUUCCUCGCUAUCAUCUCAGCUGCCUUGUCAGAGGAGCCCGCCAUGGUGGUCCCACUCGUCUAUGGUCUUUUGAGACAGUCUCCAUCAAAGUGGACUGGUUUGGCAGCAGCAAGGUGUCAGGUCAGGGGUGCUCAGGAAAGUGGGAAGAAACGAAAACUGGAAGCUCUACAGGAAGCAGAGUAAGGGCCCCAAUUCAAUUCGGUCCUCCCGUGGACCAUACAUGUACUACAUGUAAGUCUAGCUAGAUCUAGUCUAAUGGUUGUCACGCUUUCUUUAACUUCAUUCAUUAAAUAAAUGAGGAUGCAGCUCUUUUUCG
Messenger RNA from Seminavis robusta, 2213 nucleotides. Lineage: Eukaryota; Bacillariophyta; Bacillariophyceae; Naviculales; Naviculaceae. The record is from the annotation of a GenBank genome assembly.